ACUAUCGAUCUGACGCCACCACCUCGGUCUACCUACUACUCCUACUACCUCGAAGCAAGCAUACCAUCACUCUUGAAGCAACGCUAGCAGCCUAAGAAACCACGAACAUGCCGAGACAAGCAGCCGAACCAGCGAAGCGUGGCCGCCCUGGCAAAGCCCAACGGCCAGCUACGGGCACGAAGCGAAAAGCCGCGCAGCAGCCGGCACGUAAGAAGUCGGGACCUUUCGAGCUCUCCGACAGCGAUGCGCCGCCGUCGCGGGGCCAGCGAGAAGUGGACGAUGAUGCAGAGGAAGAGGUACAAGAGGAGCAAGAAGACGAGGGCGAGGACGAAGGCCCGGACAAUACGAUCCCGCCCGAGCUGCUCACGCGGCUGCUUCACGAGUUCUUUGAAAAGGACGACACGAGGCUCAGCAAGGACGCCAACUUGGCGGCAGGGAAGUAUAUGGAUAUCUUUGUGAGGGAGGCGAUUGCGCGCUGUGUACAUGAGAGGUCUGUUGGCUUUCUUGAGGUUGAGGAUUUGGAGAAGAUUGCCCCUCAGCUGCUCAUGGACUUCUAGCAUGGGAGUUGAGGUGUAAGAAAACGACGAAAUGAUGAACGAUACCCCUUUCUCGUACAAUACACUCAAGUCUCCGAGGGACAAGAAGUGCUGUUCGGUUCGGACUUGUCCACGUCCCUUGGGCCACUGUUUGGCGGGUGAUACACGGCAACGAAGCUGUCAGCUCGACACUACUUCCA
Messenger RNA from Colletotrichum phormii, 736 nucleotides. RefSeq names its product CENP-S associating centromere protein X-domain-containing protein. The record is from RefSeq and is a predicted model, not a curated record. NCBI's taxonomy places the organism in Eukaryota, Fungi, Ascomycota, Sordariomycetes, Glomerellales, Glomerellaceae. The transcript has 2 exons. Gene Ontology annotation, biological process: DNA repair; kinetochore assembly; replication fork processing. Gene Ontology annotation, cellular component: FANCM-MHF complex. The coding region runs from base 108 to 557 and encodes 149 amino acids.